Molecule: messenger RNA, 2367 nt
Organism: Aureobasidium pullulans EXF-150
Lineage: Eukaryota; Fungi; Ascomycota; Dothideomycetes; Dothideales; Saccotheciaceae
Exons: 2
Coding region: 267-2285 (672 amino acids)
Source: RefSeq, a predicted model, not a curated record
CCUGCACUUUCCGGGCCUAAGCCUGUAUCGCGUGUCCCUUUGCGGGCGAGGCGGGAUCGCUUGACGCCGGAGCUUGGCCUUUUUCUCGAUUAGAGACGUCAGACUACCCACUCCACCGCAGCAAUCAGCCACGCGUGUUUAGCCCUGUCAACAACGUAGAUCGCGAGCCGAUGAGCAGUGCACCGAAGCAAGUUUUUGGAUAGAGACUUGGUGCAUAUCGCAUGGGUAUUUUGACACUCCGCUGGUCGAUGUGAGCGCUGCGCGCCAUGGCUUCAAGCUACAAUCCGGACCCCUCGACCGAGGCUUCCGAUGUCCUCUAUACCGCGCUACUAUCACAGAGGGAUCUAGCCAGCAGAAUCCCUAUCAAUUAUGUCACGGCGCCAGGAAUCAACCUUACUCCAGCCUGCUUCUCGGACCGUCGCUACGAAGAUGUCGCUGCUCAGCGAUGCCUGUCCAAUCUACUUUCGGUUGGUUUCCACCGGAUCAUUGUCGACCUCUACUGGGAUCAAAGCCGUCAGACAUGGAGCUUGUGUCCCGUAGAGCUUAGUACUGACGGGAACUCGACCUCGCCGAUCAGGACGGGAGCCUACCCAAGCAGUCUAUCUACAUCCUCCUCGUCCACGAGCCCAUCAGCUAGUCUGACAUUGGCCAGGGUCUCUGGAGCUACGGCCGAAGGUCUAGGACGUCGAGCUCUCCACACUUCAUUGAUUAACGCGAAUGAAGAUGUGCAUCUGUCGGCGGACAUACAUCCCCGACAAACUUCCGAGUAUUCAUCCGAGUCUUCCCAGGUCGUAUCCAUGACCAGCUCCGCAUUGACAAUCUCUGCGCAAGCGUCUGGAUCAAGUAGUGUGACAAGCGGAGGUGGUUUAGCAACAGUGUCUCAAACCACUGCAGCUGCAGACCCGUCAGAAACAGGGCAUAUGAUUGGACCAUAUCAAUGCUCAGAAAGCAUUGGCAUUGCUACCUUGACCAAUGUUCUGGCGGAUUAUUUCCAAGGAACCGAGAACGAUGUCAAUGCGACUUUCAAGUACCUGGAAUUCAAUGUGCACUUGGCAGCACCUUUUGGCGAUCCGACAGGCACUGCAAGUCCAUCUGAUCCCGAAAGAUUGCCCAGUGUCGGCAACUACAUCAGCGAUCUUAUCAACUCAACUCUCUCACCCUACAUAUACACGCCAGCUGCUCUUCGGUCCGAGAGAGCGGACCUCAAUCAGUCAUGGUUUUCAAGUGGUGUGCAAAACCCACCGGCAUCGGAGUAUCUCACCACUCAGCCAUUGAGCGAUGGCUCUGGGCUAUACACCUUGAAUGGAUGGCCUAGCACUAGUGUCAUCAUGUUACAGCGCGCUCUGCGUAUUAUUGUAGGCCUUGGGAGUGUAGAUGCGCAGAUGCAGCAGUAUGACUUUUCUGCUGAUGCCGACUCAAUCUUCCCCACAGGCUACAUCUCUAAUCCGAUUGAUGCGACAGUGUCAUCAAAUGGCAUGAUCGCAAGUGGGUGCUUGUAUCAACCAAACAACACCAUGCUGUCUGCAGUGAACUCGUCGUGGGCUGUUUCCAGUAGCCUUCCUAACACAACCACCUCUAACACGACGUCUUAUGCUGCUCUGAGUCUCUCAUCUUGUGGCAUCUCGCCUAUCAUCAACACACCACUCUACAGUUGUCUGGCAACCGAGAAUGCUACUGUCUACCGCGAGUACAUCAGCGACACACUAUGGGGCUGGGCAGAGGAUGAACCAAGUGAUAGCGGCACGUCGGAAGUGACAGGAAGUCGACAUUGCGCAGUCUCCAACAUGACGAAUAAUGGUCGAUGGCAGGUGGUCGACUGCACAGACGAAAACCACUUCAUCUGUCGUCGCGACGACUCUCCUUACGUAUUCAGCGUAAGCGACGACAAGAAUCGGUACUAUCAAGGCGAUGAAGCGUGUGGUGAUGGCUCCAGUUUUGCCGUCCCACGCACGGCACUUGAGAACCACUACAUGGUGGAUGCGAUACGUGACUGGGCUUCCUCAAAAGCCAGCAACGAUGACGAUGAUACCCAAGUCUUUUGGCUCAACUUGAACGACAUUGACAUUAUGGAUUGUUGGGUCAGUGGUGUCAAUCAAACCUGCCCUUAUCAGACGGGAUCGAGAGACAUGAAAAGGACGGUGAUCAUCCCGACAGUCGCAGGUGUAAUUGUGUUCUUGUUGGCAAUAUUGACACUCACCGUCAAGUGUGCGGCAAACAGACAGAACACGAGGCGUCGACGCAGACGCGGCGAGAGAGGAUGGGAUUAUGAGGGUGUACCUUCAUGAGAUUGUAUACUUGGGAGGCAUGAUUUUAGUGACCUGUGGCAGUAUAGACUUUGUAAUUGACACAUAGCCGACUUUUCUGGAA